Molecule: messenger RNA, 2720 nt
Organism: Centruroides sculpturatus (bark scorpion)
Lineage: Eukaryota; Metazoa; Arthropoda; Arachnida; Scorpiones; Buthidae
Product: tRNA-splicing endonuclease subunit Sen2-like
Exons: 9
Coding region: 1791-2627 (278 amino acids)
Biological process (GO): tRNA-type intron splice site recognition and cleavage; tRNA splicing, via endonucleolytic cleavage and ligation
Cellular component (GO): tRNA-intron endonuclease complex
Molecular function (GO): nucleic acid binding; tRNA-intron lyase activity
Source: RefSeq, a predicted model, not a curated record
UAAAGUAUUACAAAAAUAAUCAAACACUAUAGGAACAUUUUAAAGGAAAAUCACAGAGCCAUGUCGGCAAUAUUAAUUAACUCUAAAACAACAUCAGUAAUAUUAAUUAGUCAUACAAAAAUAAUCAUUCAAUAAAGAAACAGAAAUAUAAAAAUUAAGUCUACAUUACUUGUUAUUGCAAAGCAAACUGUCAUGGCAUUUCGAGUUACACAAGUUUGCCUUUUUUCUUACAAAAGCACAUCUUCGACAUACACGCCUUCUUAAACAAACAGCGAACAAAUCCUUGGCCUGUUCCUAAGGUUGUUCUCCUGGCAGCAGUUCUUAAAGAUACAUUUGUCUCUGGCACUCCUUCUAGUAGCAAGAAUUUUUUUUUGGACAUGUCGAAUUCUGACCUGAUCAAGUACAUUUAAGUUUUCAAAUAGGUUCAUACUUAUUUUAAAUUGAAUCUUUAAUUAAUAAUAAUUAUGGUAAAUUGUGCCCAAAAAAGGAGGAAAUUUUUUUCAUAAUAAUUAGACUUCAAAAUAUUAACAAAUUAACUGCAUAGUUAGAUACAUUAAACAGUGACACAAUUGAACAAUACAUACUUGUAAUACAAUUUAUCGAGUAUCCCAUAUUUUGUUCCAAAUUUAUGCAAACCUUGUUCAUCCUUUUGAAGAAUCACUCCGAUAAUAUUACGGAGAUCUGCUUUUGCUCUGUUGACAUCAGGGAUUGGUAUAAAUAUGUUAUCACCGAUUUAUACAGGAGCGUGUAUUGAAUCCGAAGCCAAUUUCAUUCUCUGGGCCUGUUAUUCCAAGUUUAGAUGAGCUUUUUCUCUGGCUGCUAUUAUUUGGGUCUGUUGAUUUGCAUUAGCUACAGAUUCUGGAUGUUCGUCACUAGCUGGUAUUAUUUGAGGUUCUGCAUUCGUACUAGCUGCAGCUUCUUGGUCUUCUUGACUGGCUACUAUUGUAAUUAGAGACUGUAAGCGUUAUCACAUGUUAGCUGAAUGAACUUUGACCUCGGUCGAAAUAGUUUUUAUUAAACCAUUUUGUAAAAACUGGUUUUGUCAUCAGAUUCAUUUUUGACUAGCAGUAAAUUCUAGUUAUAACAAAGACAUCCAGUAUAAACUAGUUUCAACUAGUUAAAAUGCAUCCUAACUAAAAACUGGUUUUGACUGCAACAUAUACAUAGGCAAACUGGAAUAGUUAUUGAUGAUUUUUCUGAUGUCACAGGGCUUAAUGUACUGUACUUUAAUAUAUUAUGUAAUUUCUUAUAUAGUUUUACCAUUAUAUAUAAUAAGGACUGAAGAGGGGCAUUGGCCCAUGUUAUGUUAAUGGCUGCAUUCAACAGACAACAGCUCUGAAACUGUUGAGUACUUUUCUGCUGAACACCCUCUACAAUAGUGCUGUUUUGGCACAUGCUUGAUGUUUUGACAUCAUAUUUAGUAGCAUCUUUCAUUUAUGUUACUUAUCACUAUCUGCAACUGACCAAUGAUUCUUGUUCCAAUGAUACAUCACUCAUUGUUCAGCAGAUGUAACUACAUAAUAGAUACUGAUUGAAACACCUUUACUCAGUUACAACUGUUUACUCUGCUGAAUGCAGAUAAUUGGAAAAUUUUUCAUUGUAAAAACAUACCCAACAUUUGAAAUACAGCAAAGCUCUUGCCAUUUUUUUUAAUACCAAUCUAUUUUCCCAUUUAUCUCAAAAAAAAUAAAGUAUAUUUUUCACCAGGGCUUGGAGUCUUGUCGAGAGGUUUCGGCAAGAGUAUGGAUGGAUUUUUAGCAUUCAUAUCCAAGUCACUCAGUAAUUAGUAUAUGAUGCAACCUAAUUUGCGAGAACCUCGAUCAAAACGUUUUGCUCCAUAUUUUGCUCAAAAAGAAUUAUUGCCUUUUGAAACAAUUGAAAAAAAUGGAAAAAAAUAUAUAAUACAGGAGAAUUAUGUUGGAUAUUUAACAGCAAUAGGAGUUGAAAUAAAAGAUGAAAGAAGCAUACAUCAGUUACAUGAAAAGGGAAACUUUGGCAUAGGAUACUUAUCAAAAGAUAUACCUGAAUUUUCAGACAAAAGAAGAAGCUUAUCUAAUUUUGAUGAAAUUAAUGAGGAUGGUGAAUGUCAACAACACUGUCAGGAGACAAGUUUAAGUUCUAAAAAUCAGUAUGAAACAUUGUAUCUGAUGUUUGAAGAGGCAUUUUUUUUAUCAUAUGGAUUAGGUUGCUUAAUUGUAAAAGAAAGUAAUAAGGAAUUAAGUAUUUCUGAAAUGUGGAAAAAGUUUUGUUGGUUGGCAUUAGAUGGAAGAUUUCCAUGUAAAUACAUUGCUUAUCAUUAUUUUCGUAGCAAAGGCUGGAUAGUCAAAUCUGGAUUGAAAUAUGGAACAGAUUUUGUUUUGUACAAAGAUGGUCCAGCAUUUUAUCAUUCCACCUAUUGUGUUGUUGUACGCGAAGUAUCAUCAGAUUUUAACGAGCAGUCUUUAACAUGGUUGGAAUUACUUUCUUUAAACAGAGUUAAUGAACAUGUAGCUAAAGACACACUAUUAUGUUAUGUAAUGAAAAACAAAGAUACAGAUCUGUUAGAUCCUUCUUGUAUUCCAACAUUUAAUAUACAGGAAGUUCUAUUAAGAAGGUGGAUACCCUCUGAAGAAAGAGAAGACAAUUAGUUGAUUUGAAUAUUUUGUAAAUUAUAUAUUACAUAUUAUAACAUUCUUUUGAAUAAAUAAAAUACUUAAAUUUUCUGUACAGCUUCAUUUAAA